CGCCGGAAGCCGGAAGUGUUUACAACAGGAAGCUAGGCUAACAGGCUAACUAAGCAACUUGACUGAGCAGAGUGUUUAAAGUUCAGCAGAACAGCAGCGCGUGGAGUCUCUGAGUUUGUGUCCGCGGGAUCUUCUCAGGAGUCAGGAUGAGUCUGCAGUGGACGGCGGUGGCCACCUUCCUGUACGCUGAGGUCUUCCUCGUUCUGCUGCUCUGCAUCCCCUUCAUCUCACCUAAGAGGUGUGUAGACGCUUUCCGUGAGGUGAGGAAGUACAGCGUGACUGAGAAGGUGGAUCUGACCAACAACCCAACGGCCAUCGAACACAUCCACAUGAAACUGUUCAGAGCUCAGAGGAACGAGUACAUCGCCGGCUUCGCCCUGCUGCUCUGCCUGUUGCUGCGUCGCCUCGCCACUCUGCUCUCCCAGCAGGCCUCGCUCAUGGCCUCCAAUGAGGCCUUCAAGAAGCAGGCGGAGGGCGCCAGCACCGCCGCCAAGAAAUACAUGGAGGACAACGAGCUACUGCAAGAGAAACUGCGUGACGCUGGUAUCGAGGUGCCGGAGGCCGGAAAGAAGGGACCAGGACCACAAGAGGAGAACAAGGCUCUGAAGGAGGAGAUGAAGACCCUGAAGGAGGAGCUGGACACCACCAAGAAAGCUCUGCACAAGUCGGACAGUGACGUUCGUGCGAUGAAGAAACAGGCCGAGAAUCUGACGGUGGAGUACGACAGACUGCUGGACGAACACAGCAAACUGCUGGCAACCAGUGACAAGAAAUCAGACUGAGGACGACAAGGACGACUUCCUGCUCCUCCCAUCUCCAUCCUCAUCAUCGUCGCAGUCCUUAAUAAGCAGCUCUUGCAUCAGUGACGUGAUGUCACUUCCUUUUGUUUGGAUUAAAUGACGUCGCCGAGCUGCGAUUGGUUUAUUUCAUGUGGUUUAAAAAAAUAUCUCAUCUGCCUGUCGGAGCUUCAAGAGAAAGAUCGCCGGCUGUGUGUGAAUGUUUGUGUGUAACUGACGAGGUUUUUUUUGUUGUUUAUUUGGAGCUGAUUUACUGAGAAACAUCAAAUCUGAUCUGAUCAUUCCCCGUUUCCUGCGAAACAUCCUGAACUCCAACACGUUUCUGGACAUGGAAACACACGAGCUUUAUUCCAAACUCUGAGGUCCAGUGUUUUAUAAAACACCUGAAAUACAAAAGUUGCACACUGUUGAUUCCUGUCGGGUUAAAACGUCUCCAAACAUUCGUUUCUCUGACAUCACAGAGUGAAUUUAAAGUUUUAAAUUGAUCCAAAAUGAAUUCCCUCCAGUGAUGAAUGAAAACAAACUGACAGUCUGCAGAGUGACGGUUUGAUGAUCACUUUGUACGAACCAAACUAAAGAUCUGUCUCCUCCUGAUUUAAAACCAUGUUUCAUGAUUUAUUAUUUUAUGAAGCAUCCACAGACUAAUGUUCUCCUCACGUACAGUAAAAUAAAAGAUUAAAAACUGUUCAGACUUUAGUUCGGCUCGUACACAGUGAUCCUUCUCUGUCGUAAUCAACACGGUUCAUUAGAUUUACUUUAGGUUGUGUUUCAGUUUGUUUUUUGUGUUAAAGGUUUAAUGUCUCGACGUUUUCAGAUGAAGAUUUUUCUCUUUUGAAAACUAGUUUGUGUUUCAGUCGGCUUCAAACAUCUGAAACUGUCAUCGUCUAAAGAUGUGGAGGUUUCAGCAGAAUGAGGUGUGAAAUGUUUAAGACAGAGUGAAUAUCUGCGUUCACUCUGACAGGUGUGUUCGGUGUGUGUCUGUGUGUGUUAUUUGUUUGAUGGAAUUGGUGAGUCUGAACAGACGUGCAGCUGUGAUGAGUUAAAUCAUGUUCACCUGUUUUAUUCUUCACAACUGUAAAAACUGUUUCUGUUCUGUGCAGCAUCUUCUUUCAUGAGGAACUUUUCAAACAGGAACUAAAUCAUGUUUGCUGUCACAGCUGAGCUGAUCAGGAUCCAUCCAUCGGUUCAGUUAGAGAUUUUUGUACCUGAAUCUAAAUUGGGGAAGAUUUUGGAGAAGAUAACGCUGCAUGUGAGCAACUCAAGAGCUUUAAAGAGUUUCAGAGUUGUCUGUCUGCAAACAGAUCUUUACUCAUCAUGUUUGCAGACAGACGGACGGACGGACAGCUCAGCUUCACUCAGACACUCAUGCGUCAUUUCAUGUAGCUGUACGGACCUGUGAGAGCCGUCAGUCUCUGAACCCGACCACCUGACCUGUUCUCUCAUCUGUAAUAAGUCCAUGUUUAACUUUAAAUCUUGUCCAGAUUUCAGGUUUACUUACUGUGUUGUUGAAAUAUCUCUCAACUGUGUGUUCCUGUCACAGCUGCACGUCUGUUCAAACUGCCUGAUGUAGCUGUGGCUCAUGUAGGGUUGAGUCCACUCAGCUCUCACUCCACGUCAGUUUACAUCUGUUUUUAUUUUUUAGUUUACGUAUAAUUUCUCAGUUCUGUCACAUUCCCUUCCUGCAUGAUGAAACUUUAAGGCACAAAUUAUUUUGGUGAUUUUGAACUUUUCUGUGUCAUUGUGUUGUUGAUGCUGAACAUGCAGAUUUGUCAUGUGAUCACCGCCUCGUGUCUCAGACGUCUGUCAGAAACAGUGUGCUGAUGCUCACACAGAUUCAUAAUGAAACAUACAUGUAAAGCUGAAACGUGGCUGCAGGCAGAUUUUCUGAAGCUUCUGUGCUUCGUCAGCGUCGUUCAUGUUUCUGUUUAAACGACUGUGACGACACAAAAAGAGACGUCGUUUUCUUUCGUUUCAUUUUCAGUGUGUGUUAUUUUUGAAUAUGGUGAACUUGUGUUGACAGUUGUGUCAAACUGUAGAGGGCGCUGUUCAGAGGGAUCAUGUCUGAGGUGAACUGUAUUUGGACUCGUGCUGAAAUAAACCACCAAAGGAGCCUCACAGAGUCGACAGGUA
This is a messenger RNA of Epinephelus moara (kelp grouper), 2927 nucleotides long. It is a transcript of the gene bcap31, whose product is annotated as B cell receptor associated protein 31. Bases 147 to 782 code for a protein of 211 amino acids. NCBI's taxonomy places the organism in Eukaryota, Metazoa, Chordata, Actinopteri, Perciformes, Serranidae. The transcript has 7 exons. Gene Ontology annotation, cellular component: endoplasmic reticulum membrane; endoplasmic reticulum. The record is from RefSeq and is a predicted model, not a curated record. Gene Ontology annotation, biological process: endoplasmic reticulum to Golgi vesicle-mediated transport; intracellular protein transport.